Penaeus vannamei (Pacific white shrimp) is the source of this 1122-nucleotide messenger RNA. The record is from RefSeq and is a predicted model, not a curated record. NCBI's taxonomy places the organism in Eukaryota, Metazoa, Arthropoda, Malacostraca, Decapoda, Penaeidae.
AUGUGCAGCGCCGCUUUCGCCCGUAUUGAUCCUCCUCCGUCUCCCGCCAUCGCCAUGACCCUCUCCCCUCACUUCCGACUCUGUUGCGACGGCCAUUAUCGUGCAUGUGGCACUUUGCGCGGCGUGACAGCGGGCGUCUGCUACUACCUACCACCUAACCUCUACACCUCACCUCACACUACCUUCGGCUUGCUGCUGUCUCGUGCUGCUGCCUGUGUCCGUCCCUUCUGCUGUCGUGUUACCCCUACCCUCCCCACAGCCUACGUCGCUGCCUCCUCGUCACCCACCACCGCGUCAUACCCCACCACACCAACCCCACCACCCACACACACCCACCACCUUCCUAACGUCCGUGCCUGUCCUUGUUGUGCCUGCCUACCACACUUGAUCUACCGAUCGACUCACGCACCCCCCCCCGCGCGCUUCCCGUAUGCCUCCGCUCGCCUCGCCUGCGCCCUGAACUUACUCUGCCUGCUUCUAGCUCACCCACCCACCUUGGCCUGCACCGCACACCACCCGUCCAACCCGCGACACACUCCCUCGCCGCCUCCCUCGCACCCCCCCCUCUCCCCGAACCCCUGGGCCACCCAAGUCCACCACCCGCCCACCCGCGUUACCAACUGGCACCAGCCGACCCUCGCUCUUAGCCCUACCCAGCCUUUCCGCGUCCUACCCUCUUGUCUGCCUAGCACUCGCACAGCCCCUCUCCACUUAUCAUCUCCCUCACACCCUUACCGUGCCACCAGCGCCAGCGCCACCCCUCCCAAAGAACCUCCGCGUCCGCUCCAACAACGACCACCUAUGCAGCCCCCGCCGAUCUACCACCCCUCCUCGCAUUACCCGGCCUCCUUGCCACUCCUAUCACCACGGCGCCCCGCGCCACCCUCACGACCACACCACCUCACGCCCACCAUCCCGUACCCUCCGGCAUCCCUGGCGCGCACUGCGCGCAUCCAUCCAUCCCCUCGUUCCCAUUACACACAACCACACACCAGCUCCUCAACACACAGCACCCCAGUCCCACUGCCCUCGCCUGCGACGAGUCGAGGCACCGCGCCUCCCGACACACCCCGACGCCAGCAGCAUCCACCAGCACGCACCUACCACCUCAGCAUACCAUAA